Bipolaris victoriae FI3 is the source of this 2094-nucleotide messenger RNA. RefSeq lists its product as hypothetical. The transcript is spliced from 2 exons. Gene Ontology annotation, molecular function: metal ion transmembrane transporter activity. The record is from RefSeq and is a predicted model, not a curated record. Gene Ontology annotation, biological process: transmembrane transport; metal ion transport. Lineage: Eukaryota; Fungi; Ascomycota; Dothideomycetes; Pleosporales; Pleosporaceae. Bases 1 to 2094 code for a protein of 697 amino acids. Gene Ontology annotation, cellular component: membrane.
AUGGCUGAGACAGAACUCGAGGUGCUGAAACAGCAGCUGGAGUCGCUGCAGCGCUCGCAUGACGCCUUGCUAAACAGUCUCUCGACUAAUGAUAUCUUCAAACCAUCCGAUGCUACCCACCUGCGUCGCAGCUCCACCCGGCUCGGUGGCGACACCGUCUUUGCCGAUACAUCAACACUUUCAGACGACAGCGACGACGACGAAGAUGAUUUCUUCGUCCAGGCCGAGCUCCCGGCCCACUCGUUCGACCAUGAGCACCUCCGCGAUCAUCUCAAGAAUCACUCCUGGGGCUUGCACGGCAGAGAGAUAUUAGCACCCAUCCUCUCUGAUCCUGUAAAACUUUCCAAACAGCCUCACCUAUUUCAACAAGAUGGAAAUCCAGAAGAUCGCAGCCAUUACUCUCAUUUUCAAGUCUACAGCGUCGGCCAGAAUGGUGUCCCGAAACUAAUCGAGGCUGCUAGUCCCGAUAACGACAUGUCCAAUGCACAUCAAAUCUGGGAAUCACUCAAGGAAAUCCACAAACAUGAUGACGAAGUUGUGGUAGGGCGCAUCACGAUUGCGCGCGAACCUUCGCCCAUUCUAUUCGGCGCCCUACACCUAACUCUGCACAAAGCCUUCGAUAUGGACGAGCUUUUCCAAAAACUCGUUGAGACGGACGCGUCUUCUGCGCAUAUGUUCAGGGCUUUUGACGAGGACCCUAAGCACCAAAACACUUUCUUCUUCAAUUUUGAGUAUUACACAAUUGUUGGAGAGGAGUGCAAACCGAUGCAAUGGCAGCUCGCUGACAAGACAAGUGGUGAUUCCGAACACCACAUUCCCUUGGCCCGAUGCAGCGCCAUCGUUGCGCUAGUCCUUCAUGAUGAGAACCCUCGCCGCAUCCGUAAUCGGGCAAGACGUGCCAAAACCCGUUUCGGAUGGGUCCAUGACAUCUGGUCACCGUACCAAGUCCUCCAAUUGGAGUGUUUUCCCGACUGGAAAUCACAGCCAACGCAAGGAACCCCCUAUACGUUUGAGAGUGGUCACAAGUUUCUCAACGGCGCGGAGGCUUUUCUGCAUUCUCUUUUGACAGAGUACCGAGAUGCGAGAAAGAGAUACGACGAGAUAUACAAGCGCAUCACCGAGCUCGUUACUCCCCCGCUAGGCUUCUUGUUUGACGAGAAACUGCGGCAAAAUCGGCUUUUCGAAGAUAAGGAUUUUACCUGGACACGCCGGUAUUUCUACGCCCACCAGACCCUGGGCAGUGUCAACAAUAGCAUCAAAUCCAUGAUCGAUGCUUUUGAAGAUACCUUUACUGAAGAUAUCUGGGAGGGAAGGAAUAAGAUGUUGUGGCCGCUGUUUGAAGAAUCUCCGCGGAACGAACAUUGGAGACGUCGCCUGCGCUUACUAAGAUUGCAGUUUGAGCGAGAAAUGAAGGAGCUCCGGACAAUCAUAGCAGAGAAUAAUGAAAGAAGACAUGAAAUUGAGACGCUGCAGGAACAACUCUUCUCAGGUACGAGUAUCCAAGAGUCCCGGAAGUCUGUGGAAUUAGCAGAUGUUACCGUGCACCAAGGCUACAACAUCAAAGUCCUUACCAUUGUCAACUUGUUCUUCAUGCCCCUUACUUUUGUCACCUCCAUUUUCGGCAUGACAAACAUGCCUGAGAAAGCGGGUUUCACAAACUUUGCAGUGGUCCUCGUCGCCAUUUGCAUACCCUUCUUCAGUAUCAUCGGUUUUCUUUCCACCAAAUAUGGCUACAGCAUCUGGGCGCAAAAGACCAAAGAGCUCUGGCGCUUCAUCUCACCCAAAAAGGACAAAAAGAAACUCCCAGACGAUGAGAACGUACCUCCACGCGGUCAUGUCAAUCGUACGCUGUCUACACAAGAGGCUAUGCGCACGAGGUUGGGUGCAAAUUAUGCAGUACCAAGGAGAUUGUCGGGUGGAAGACCACAGCCUAGCCACCCUAAUAUUCAACGCAUGGUACAAAGAAUGGGCGAAGGGCGACAGAGCGGACUGAUGCGGAUGGGGACUUUGGUCGACGAUGAGAGCCAAGAGUCAGAAAAGGUAGAGCCUGGUAUAAAGAGGGGGAACACGAUGAUUGAGAUUCGCGAACCAUGA